Exserohilum turcica Et28A is the source of this 744-nucleotide messenger RNA. RefSeq lists its product as uncharacterized. Bases 1 to 744 code for a protein of 247 amino acids. The record is from RefSeq and is a predicted model, not a curated record. NCBI's taxonomy places the organism in Eukaryota, Fungi, Ascomycota, Dothideomycetes, Pleosporales, Pleosporaceae. The transcript is spliced from 2 exons.
AUGGGGAGUUUUCGUGUUUCGCUGUUCUGGUUCUGGUUCUGGUUCUUCGGAUACUUGCUCUUCUUUCUCUUCCUCUUCUUCUUCUUCUUCUUCUUCUUCUUCUUCUUCUUCUUCUUCUUCUUCCUCUUCUUCUUCGUGUUCAUCGUUGCCAUUGUCAUUCCUGCUAUUGUCAUCGUCAUCGUCAUCGUCAUUACCCUUCUCAUCUCCAUCUUCAUACUCAACUUCAUACUCACCAGCUUCAGCAUCUCCAUUUCCCUCCUCCUCCUCCUCACUUCCCUCACAAAGACUAGUCUGCCUGCACAACCCACCACCACCACUACCAUCAUCAUCAUCAUACAGGUCCUCGCUGAACAUGGAGGUGCCUGCGGGAAACAGAUCGUACCGCGGCUGCGGCUGCGGGUGCACGCGCACGAAUUGGUCUUGCAGGUGCUCGUUGCCGCGUACGGUCCCUACUCCGCCUCAGCUACCGGUGGCAACGCCUUUGCUCGUGACUUCCUUGCCGGAAUCUCCGCCAUGUAUGCUACGCCGUUAUACCACAACCUUGCCGAUUCAGCUCCUCAGAGAUCCGAGUACGCGACUACAGUCCUGGCUGGGCUUUCAUGUCUCGUCGUUGUUCCAAUCUACGUUUUCUACUGGAAGGGACCUCAGAUUAGAAAGGCCAGCAAGUUUGCCUCGAUUCUUGCAGAGGAUAGGAAAGCAGAGGGGGUUAGGCGGCUUAGCAAGGCUGAUAACCUGCCGGCUUGA